UGAUCUUAAGAGAAGAGCAUUCUCUAUUUCACCAUUAAAGUUCUAAUUCUUUAAUACAUGAUGUUCCUGAGAAAGAUCUUAGACCAAAAAAAGACACAGAUGUGACUUCUGAAAGUGACUGUGGAAACAGGAAAAAAUGCAAUAGAAAAAUUCCUCGAAGAUCAAAAAUCCCAUAUUAUUCCAGAACUGUUCGCACAGUUAAGCAUCAUAGUAGAAAUAACAACCCUUUUAUAAGUUCUAAUCGGAAAAUGAAACAACCUUUCUUCAAAGAAUUGUAUGUAAGAUCACCUUUAGCAAACUGUAAUAUAUUAGAAGAAUCAGAAGAGCAGAAGACUGAAAUAAUUAAAGUAAACAACAGUAGCUCAGAAGACACCACUUACCGGACACUUGUUGAACAACUAGACCAAGAGAGAGAGAAGAGAUGGAAAGCUGAACAAUCUGAAAAGAAACUUAUGGAUUAUAUCGAUAAACUGCAUAAACAUACAUAUGAGAAAAAAGAUAUUCACAGUCUGGCUGUAGUUUCCAUAGAUAGGCUAAAGGAAAUUAUUUUUUUUAAAGAGAGAAAUUCGAAAGUACAACUGGAAGUUAUGGUUCACAAACUUCAAAAUGAAAUAAAAAAACUAACUAUUGAAUUAAUUAAAGCAAGUGAUGAGCAAGAGGAUCACAUUAGUCACUUACAAACUCUAGAAAAAGCAUUAGAAAAAAUGGAGAGGCAAAAAGGGCAACAGCAAGCAGCACAGAUGCGACUUAUUCAAGAGGUGGAACUCAAAGCUGCCGCUGCUGAUGCAGAAAUAAACUUACUUAAAACUUCCCUUUAUGAAGAAAAGGAACAAGUACAACAGCUUCAUGAACAACUUGCAUUGAAGGAACAAGAACACAGGAAAGAAAUUGAAAGAAAGGGGUUUUUUAGUGAUGCUGAGUUCCAGGAAGCCUUAGCUAAAGAAAUAGCUAAACAAGAGCGAAAGAAUGAGCAAGAUAUAAAAGAAUAUCAAGAAAAAAUUGAUGCAUUAAACCAACAGCUUAUGGAUUUAGAAAAUGAGUUCCGUUUUGCUUUAACCAUUGAAGCCAGAAGAUUUAAAGAUGUUAAAGAUGGUUUUGAAAAUGUUGCAACUGAGUUAGCAAAGAGCAAGCAUGCUCUUACUUCAGCUCAACAAAAAGAAAAUGAGUCUUCUUCUUUAAUUAAAGAUCUGACCUGUAUGGUGAAGGAACAAAAAACAAAACUUGCACAAGUUUCCAAAUUGAAACAGAAAACAGCAGCAAAUUUACAGCAUCAAAUCAAUACCCUUGAAAUUUUGAUCGAAGAUGACAAGCAGAAGAGUAUUCAAAUAGAACUGCUCAAGCAUGAAAAAGUCCAGCUUAUUUCUGAGCUAGCAGCCAAGGAAUCACUAAUUUAUGGUUUAAGAACAGAAAGAAAAGUAUUGGGACUUGAGCUGGCACAACAGGGAUCUUCAAUAGCCCAAAACCGUGGGCAACUAGAGGCUCAAAUUGAAAGUUUACGCAAAGAGAAUGAGUCUCUGAGAAAGGCAAGUGAACGUGAUAAUGAUACAUUAAGAAUUAAGUGCAAAAUUAUAGAAGACCAAACAGAAACAAUUGGAAAAUUAAGAGUCUGACGGGAAAGAGAGGAACAAAUCAAAAUAUUACAAGAAAAGAUCACUGAAAUACAAAAAUGUACUCAAGAACAACUUGAUGAAAAAUCCUUACAACUGGGUGACAUAAUUGAAAAACUAGAAAGACACAGUGAAAGAAGAGAAAAACUAAAACAGCAAUUGAAAGUAAAGGAAUUAGAACUUGAAGAAAUUAGAAAAGCUUACAGUACACUUAAUCAGAAGUGGCACGAUAAAGGAGAACUUCUAUGUCAUCUUGAAAUGCAAGUAAAAGAAGUGAAAGAAAAAUUUGAAAACAAGGAAAGGAAACUUAAGGCCGAAAGAGACAAAAGUAUUGAAUUACAAAAGGAUGCAAUGGAAAAGCUUCAUAGUAUGGAAGAUGCCUUUAAAAAACAAGUUGAUGCAAUUAUUGAGGCUCAUCAAGUUGAAAUAAUACAUCUGGCAAAUGAUAAGCAGAAAUGUAUUGAUUCUGCAAAUUUAAAGGUAUAUCAAGUUGAAGAAGAAAUGCGUGGUCUUCUGGAAGAAACAUGUAAGAACAAAAAAGCAAUGGAAGAAAAAAUUAAGCAACUUGCUUUUGCUUUAAGUGAAAUUCAGCAAGAAAUGUGAUGGUUCUGAGAAUGAAUUAAAUUGAAAUAGACCAGACAUACUGUAAAAAUGAUUAAAUACUUUAAUAGUAGGAACUGCUACAUUUUUGAAAUAUCUCUUUCUACACAUUUCAUUCUGAUUUUAUUUUUAAAAAGGCUUUUGAUCAAGUAUUUAUUGUAUAUGCAGGUUUUUAUAAUAAAUUGUUGAAAUAGUGUUUAUUAGAAAUCCCUAUCAAAAUAA
Manis pentadactyla (Chinese pangolin) is the source of this 2429-nucleotide messenger RNA. RefSeq names its product leucine-rich repeat and coiled-coil domain-containing protein 1-like. The record is from RefSeq and is a predicted model, not a curated record. NCBI's taxonomy places the organism in Eukaryota, Metazoa, Chordata, Mammalia, Pholidota, Manidae. Gene Ontology annotation, cellular component: centrosome; cytoplasm.